AAGCCAAUUUUUGCGUCUUGUGCCGUCCGUCGCCGUCGCCAUUUCACUCACCGUCGUAUCCGUUCACCAUUGUAAUCUUUCACAGUCUUCUGGAAUCGAAAAUUUCCGAUUCUGAAGAAAAAAAUGAAUUUCUUGAACUCAGCAGCUUCCUUAUGCAGAAGAGUUAGCUUGAGGGAGCUCAUCACAGAGGUUCCUGCUUACGGUGGCAGUGGCAUUUCCGAUGGUUCUUCAAGUGGGUUGAGUUUGGUCUUUAAGCGUUGGGCUACUAAGAAAACCGCUGGUUCAACCAAGAACGGUCGCGACUCUAAACCAAAGAAUCUCGGUGUCAAGAAGUUCGGAGGAGAGAAUGUGAUACCGGGGAACAUAAUAGUCCGGCAACGUGGAACUAGGUUUCACCCGGGAGACUAUGUUGGGAUCGGGAAAGACCAUACGCUUUUUGCUUUGAAAGAAGGACGAGUCAGGUUUGAGAAGAACAAGAUAACUGGACGUAAAUGGAUUCAUGUUGAUCCUAAGGGAGGUCAUGUUCUUCAUCCUAUCUACACUAGAGCUGCAGCCGCCAAGUCGACUCAGUUGGAGACAGCUUCGUCGUCGUGAAAAAGACAGUGAUUCAACAAAUCUAAAGGUUUCUUCCUUUGUUAGAUCGUACGAUCUCUUUUGAGUAAAGGAUGGUGGUGUUUUAGACCAGCAACUUUCAGUUCAAUAACAUCUGCUGUUUUGUUUUAGUCUUUGUUUGGUCAAUGCAUAAGUUCUGUUCUUCAGAAGAUUGUCAACUUUUUUUUUCUGUAGUUUUAUUCAAUACUCAAGCCUCAACUUCUAUAAAAUCUUGCAAUCAGAUGUUUUCAUAAUAUUUGUCUAACUUUUAAUAUAUCCAAA
This is a messenger RNA of Eruca vesicaria subsp. sativa (arugula), 873 nucleotides long. The record is from the annotation of a GenBank genome assembly. Lineage: Eukaryota; Viridiplantae; Streptophyta; Magnoliopsida; Brassicales; Brassicaceae.